Molecule: messenger RNA, 5393 nt
Organism: Egretta garzetta (little egret)
Lineage: Eukaryota; Metazoa; Chordata; Aves; Pelecaniformes; Ardeidae
Gene: PSEN1
Product: presenilin 1
Biological process (GO): negative regulation of apoptotic process; calcium ion transport; amyloid-beta metabolic process
Cellular component (GO): nucleus; lysosomal membrane; perinuclear region of cytoplasm
Molecular function (GO): aspartic endopeptidase activity, intramembrane cleaving; beta-catenin binding; cadherin binding
Source: RefSeq, a predicted model, not a curated record
GGCCGGGGCCGGGCUGAGGGCGAGCUCCGUGGGGCGCUCGGCGUUCCCCCGGGAGAGCAGCGGCUGCUGCUUGUUGCUCGUUAAGAGGGAGAAAGCACGGGUUAACCGGGCCGCAGCGCCCUUGCCGUGGCCGAUCGAUACUGGCUUUUCUUUCUCUUAGAAGCAGAGAAAACAUUACAGAGCUUACCUGUGCGUUAGCCCUGAUUGCUAGGCUGCGUGUAAACGCACAGACUACGGUUCUAACUCCUGUUGUUCCUACUAAGGAAAGCCAAAGGAAGCAAGGAAGAACUUUUUUUUUAGACAGGCUGCUUUAAUGUUAACAGCUUCAUUAGACAAAAAUGUUUUGGUGAGUCCCUUUUCAGGUAAAAGAAGUAAAAAAUUAAUUUGUGUCUGUUUAUGCACAGUUCAUUUCUAGAUUUCAUUCAUUCGUAGUUAAAUUUCAAACUUGGGAGCGUUCAUUUAUUUGAAAGUAGAAAAGUAAAGUUGUUCAGGAAGAUGUCCUGAAUCCGUUUUCUGAGCUCUUGAGGGAUUGUUUUAACAGACCCUAAGUUUUGAGGCCCGUUAGACACCAGCGUUCGAGCUGUGGUGCAGCCCUUCUGGCAGUUACUCCUCCCUGUCUUCAGUUUACUUCUCAGUAGCUGUUUUUCUGUUUGUGAGUAAAAUGUACUGAAAAGAGGACUGAUGAGUGCUGGAGUUGGCACAAGCGUCUCAAGAGGAAAGAUCCGUUUUGUGUAGAAAUAAGCAAUUUCCAGAGGACAGCCCCAAUGACAGAACUGUCUGCGCAUUUACCGCAGUUUCAGCAUGGGCAGCUGACAGAAAACUUCCCUGAUAACCACCUCAGCAACACCCAAGAGUCCGUGGCCUCUGCUCUGUUUAAUACUGAUCAGAAUGACAACAGUGAACGACGUCGCCAUGAUAAUAGCGAGCGCAGAAGAAAUGACAAUCCAGAGUCUGAGACCAAUGGGCAGCCACAAAACAACAUUCAGCAAGUGGUGGAACAAGACGAAGAAGAAGAUGAGGAGCUGACACUGAAAUAUGGGGCAAAACAUGUGAUUAUGUUGUUUGUACCUGUCACACUUUGCAUGGUGGUCGUUGUUGCAACCAUCAAGUCUGUCAGCUUUUAUACACGCAAGGAUGGACAGCUCAUCUACACUCCUUUCACAGAAGAGACAGAGACAGUAGGACAGAGAGCCCUGAAUUCAAUUCUUAACGCCGCUAUCAUGAUCAGCGUUAUCAUUGUCAUGACCAUACUCCUGGUUGUGCUUUACAAAUACAGGUGCUACAAGGUGAUCCAUGGCUGGCUUAUCAUUUCUUCUCUUUUGCUGCUUUUCUUUUUCUCAUUCAUCUACCUGGGUGAGGUUUUUAAGACUUAUAACGUCGCCAUGGACUACAUUACGGUGGCACUCAUGAUCUGGAACUUCGGUGUUGUGGGAAUGAUUUGUAUUCAUUGGAAGGGUCCACUUCGGCUCCAGCAGGCAUACCUCAUUAUGAUAAGCGCUCUCAUGGCCUUGGUGUUCAUUAAGUACCUUCCUGAAUGGACUGCGUGGCUUAUCCUGGCUGUCAUUUCAGUGUAUGAUUUGGUUGCUGUCCUAUGCCCUAAAGGUCCUCUUCGUAUGCUAGUUGAGACAGCUCAAGAGAGAAAUGAAACUCUCUUCCCAGCACUUAUUUACUCCUCAACAAUGAUAUGGCUAGUAAACAUGGCUGAGGAAGAUCCAGAAGUCCAACGGAAAGCUUCCAAAAACUCCACUUAUGAUAAACAAGCUCCGGCAAACCAGACUCGGAGUGAAGAUGCUGAAGCAGAUGAUGGUGGCUUUAGUCAAGAAUGGCAGCAACAAAGGGACAAUAGAAUAGGACCCAUUGAAUCAACGCCUGAAUCUCGUGCUGCUGUUCAGGCUCUACCCAGUAACUCUCAAACAAGUGAAGACCCUGAAGAACGAGGAGUAAAGCUAGGUUUAGGAGACUUCAUCUUUUACAGUGUCCUUGUUGGCAAAAUUUUAGCUUUUUUUUUAGCCAUAUUAAUUGGUCUGUGCCUUACACUUCUGCUUCUUGCCAUCUUUAAGAAGGCCUUACCAGCUCUUCCAAUCUCCAUAACCUUUGGGCUAGUUUUUUACUUUGCUACAGAUAACUUGGUGCAACCCUUUAUGGACCAGCUAGCAUUCCAUCAGUUUUAUAUCUAGCACACUUGAUGCUGGUAUUCUAUGGAUAUUUGUAGCAAAUCUGUGAGGAGGAAAAAUGUUUUUCCCUCAGUUCUCAAGUGAGACUGAAGUUUAAUACUCAAGAUUCCAAGCCUGAAUCAUUACAACUUCCUCCGAUGAUGGUGUUGGGUGUUUUUUUUUUCCUGAGACAACUGCUGCACUGGGCACCAUAUGAAUUUUCCUGUGUGAAGGUGGCUUCUUCCUGAUGGCUGGUCUAAACCGGGUGCUAUUAUACCAGAGGUAAUCUGAUAUACAUAUCUCUGGUAAGGACCACCUGUGUGAAAAUUGCUAAUGCUUCCACCAGCAAUGUGAUCUCUUACCACAGGUUGAUUAUUUUCACAGCAUUAAGGGUGCUCAGGACUUCCUUGAUGUUAACAGAGGAAGCUGACAAAUCACAUGAACUUGUCCCUGUAACCAGUUGAAGAGAGAGAACCCAAUUCAGACUUCUUCAGCAGUGAUUUUUUUUUACAGUGGAGUCCUGACUCUGCUUUGUGUAAUGAGAAAGGACUUUGUAGGAAUUUGACAAAGGGAGAAAGUACUGUCACUCUGAGAGUGCUCCACCACUUCAUAGCCUCUGUGCCUGAGUGUUCUUGGUUUAGUAAAUUUAAAAGCUUUUUUUUUUUUCCCCACACUGGAACUAGAGCCUCUUCUCAGUUUUAAUACUUUGUAUCCUCAAGCAUGGAGUGCACCUUCUGUACACCUGCUCCAGUUUAAGUAGCUACUUAGACUUGGACUGAAUUAUUUGGCGUUAGUGGAUCAUAAGGUCCUAAUUUGGAUCUUAGAUUCCUAAAGGUUAAUAAACUACAUUAAAAACAUUUUCAGGACUUACUAUUUGUGCUCCUGCAAAUCAUUUUGCUAAGAACACCAUUUCAAACCCCAUGUUUGAGAAUAGUUGCUAACAGCACAGACUGCAUUGUUGGUAUAUGUUCCUUCUAUUGAAAUUCUUACAAAAUAAGUAGUCAUUUGCAGCAAUCCCAGAUGGAGUUUAGCUUGCCAGAUCUAGAGGCCAAAGUGUAGCACCUCUAAUGCAUCACUGAAAUUCUUCGUCUUCAAAAAUGUGGUUUACAGUUUUGUUGACCUGAAGUAUUGGUCACUCAACCAUCUAACACCUCAGGUUGGGCAGAUACUUUUUUUUUUUCAUGCAGUAUCUUUACCAUUUGUGGCCCUCUUCAUUUUAAUUACCUCCUCCCGUGAGACACCGAAGACUGGAGAAGUGAAAGACAACUCAAAAUCACUGAAAAGAAGACACAAGAUUUUGAACUUCUUACAAGAAAAAGAAUCGAUUCAAAUCUUAAAACUGCUAAACUCUGUUUUCUUCUUCAUUUGAAAGAACUCAUUUAUGAAUAAUUGCUUGGAAAUGAGACUUGUGUGGGAUGAAGUUGUUUUUCCUGUAGGCUCUUACUCUGUACAAGUAAUUUUUUUUUCUGAGGGAAGCAUAGGGAGUGGAUACUGUUGACGGACAUUCCAUUUUACUUGCAUCUUGAUACUGGAGUCCUUGCCAAGUAGAACAACUGUCAGAAUCCUGAUGCAAACUCCUUUUACCUUUUUUUGGGGGGCUUUCAAUCUACAGGCACCGAAACAAAGGACUGAGACAUCACAGAUGCUCACCAACCAUUGCCCAAAUAAGGGAAGAAAGGCUGUGAUGUAUGAAUCUGCUUUAAAACCAAGAAAGGCUUACUUUGAUUGUCUUUGGAAACAUCUGUCUUUUCCAGUAUGACUUGCUAACUGUAGUGUUAGCAUUUACAUUUUCAUAAAAUAUAUUGUCUUGUCUCCUCUAAAGUACUUUUAUUCAUCUCAUUUGUGUGCUGAUUCGUUGUGGAUAGCAUUAAUAAACUAACCAUAUCAAAAUUGCUUACACUGACUUUUCAAGUCAAACUUGCUUGUGUUUUCUAGCUUAAAUCAUUGGUCCAUAUUUUGCUGCAUUGAAGCCGGAUUUAAAACAUUUGGGGGUUUUUUGGGGGGGAGGGUUGUUUGGUUUGGGGUUUUUUUACAGGACUUUGAGUUGUUUUUAUACUAUCGUAACUUGUCCCUUUCCUGAGAACUGUAUCUAAGAAAUUCCCUCGUGUGUUUUAUUGGGCAUCCUUUCUAUAGUUUCAUUGUAUAGGACAGAUUUGCUAAGAGUUGGCAUCGCUAGCAUCUGUUUGCGUAUCUGAGCCAAUUCUCAGUUAAGCAGUCAUCUUUAUUGUUUGGUUUUUGGCUUAAAUAUGCACCGUGGGAGUACUAGCUCCAUUAAAAGUUGCUUUAGAAUCUACAGAAAUGCACAAAAGCCUUUCCACAUACUUGAAUGGGUGUUCGAUGUACAACCCAAGGAAGAGCUCAGAAUCUUCAAACACUAAAUUGCUGGUCUUCCACUCCCCAGAGCUGCUUCUGCUAUCCUGAUGUUUUAAUUUCUGAGCUAGUGUGGAGUUAAAGUAGUGGAGACUAUAAAAUUUAUUUUCAUAGAAACUGUUGAAGUUUGAAUCUCAAAAUAGAUUCAGAAGGGAAAUUGCUUUUCAAGCCCAGGCUGAUAUAUGUUAAAGCACACUGCUUAUUACAAGUCUUACAUACACCUUCAAAAACCAGAUGAAAUUUUCUAGAUUUGCCCUCUUAUGCCAAGUCAUGGUAGCUUGUGUUCCAAAUGAGAUCUUGCAACUGAAGAUCAUCUCGGUACUUGGGUCCAUGAGGUUCAGUUGAGAAUAGUUUUUGUGUGCAUUUGUGUUGUUACUACCUAACUGUGAAGGUUGUGUCACUUUUCUCUCCUUUGUCUUAAAACACCGAUCUAAUUUGAGAUCAUGAACCAUUUCAGCUUGGUUAGCUUGGCGUAACUGAAACACUUCUGAUAUGUAGUCUGCAUUUUUGAGAGAGUUUUCGUUAUUAUUAAAUUAGCAUGUUAAUGACAGUACAUUAGACUGUUUCUCUGAAAGAACUAUUGUGUAACCUUAGUAGCUAGAUUCAUCUCUUUUGUGCCCAAGCAGACUGACGGGUAUCUGUUGUGUGACUGUUUCAGUAAUCAUACUUUGAAACUGGGUAUCACGAUAGCUUUCUCUCCCCUUUCAGGUUACAUCAAUGAUUAGUCUCCUUCCUUGGCUAAGCUUCAAAUAAAUAAAUGAGAAAACAUAAUACCAAGUUACAGAUUUGCCUAAAACCCAGGCACUUUCAUUUCUCCCUUUUUUUUUUUUUUUUUUUUUUUUUUUUUCCUGUUGGGGGAUUUGAUCCAGA